AAAAAAACUAAACUUUUUCACGUUCAUGGUCAGUGGAGUUUCAAUCUCCCUCUUUUUAGUAUGAACAGAGUGUAGUUUAACACUAUUCUGCAUUUUCACACUGUCUGAAUGCAUUCUCUUGAGUUUAAAAGCCAUUGGAGCAGGUCAAGGAUUCGAUGUUUCUGUCAGAACACAUUUAAAAAAAAUGUGUCAAAACUGUCAAGAACUCUUAAAGUAUCCUGAGCAGCUUUAAUACGAAAAGAACACAUGAUUAAAAUGUGACGUGUGAUUUCACUUAAGUGAAUGUUCAAAUAUCUAACAAACGUAAUAAUUAUGAAAGUUGAAAGUCAUUUUUUUAGAUGUUAGACUUCUGCAAGAUAGUGGUGAAAAGAGUUGAUUAUAAUGUCGUAUUAGCUGUAAUUACAGUGCGUCCAUUAAGCCAGGAUUUCUCAAUCCUGAUCCUGGGAUCACACUGACCUUCAUGUUUUACAUGUUUCCCUGCUCCAGCACACCUGAUUCAAAUGAGCUGAUGAUUAGAAUCAGGUGUGCUGGAGCAGAGAAACAUCUCAAAUAUAGCUUAAAAAUGAUGCACGUAAGGUAUCGCGAUAUCUAAUGGAUGGAUAAAAUAAUUAUAAUAAAGGCAAUCGAAAAAGAGUAAGGAAUAGAAAGCGGGACGGAAUUGUAAAAGGUAAUCGCUGGGUUGGAUCAUGACGACUGACAAUCACACCGGCCCAAAUCCUCCGUCAGUCUGUGACCGAGGACGUCUGUGAUGAAGCGUGAGAGCAGACACAGACCGUAGAGGUGCAGGGGUCGCAUGUUUCUUUCAUCUUCAUCUCACUCGCUUGAUGAGAGUACAGAGCGAGAAGUAAGAAGCUGAGGCGCCCGAGCCCUUUCCUUUUCAACUCCCCGUGUGAUGGCGUUCCUGCAGCAGAUGCGAUCCCCUCGCCUCUCUUUCAUCCAGACAGUCGGGUCCCUCUUCCUGGGCGGCUUGGCCCUCAUGUCCUCCCACUGGUGUGUGGGCAAACAAAAGGUGCCCAAGCCUCUGUGUUCGCCCACCAAGCACAGCAACUGCAUCCCCGUUCCCGGCGUCUCCAACUCCUCCAGCAUCAUGUUCUCCUGGGAGACGGGCGACGACCGCUUCGUCUUCCCAACGUUUCACACUGGCCUCUUUGUCACCUGUGAGGAAAACAUCUACACGGACAUGUGGGAGGAGAAGUGUCGAGGGUUUUACACUUUGACUCCUGGAUCUGAAAAAGCGAUGAUGUGGCUGUCGCUGUCCUUGGAGCUCAUGUACGUUGGUCUGCUGCUAAUCAGCUGCACGCUGCUGUCUGUGCAGUUGUGCAUCAGGGCCUGGUUUCCCUCCACACAGCGCUGGGGUCAGCUCCUCAACGCGUUCGCUGCCGUCUUCACGGUCCUGGGAGGUCUGCUCGGCAUGGUGGGUCACAUGAUGUUCAUGCAGGUGUUUCAAACUACUGUCUCCAUGGGACCGGAAGAUUUCAAACCUCACAGCUACGGCUACUCCUGGGCAUUUUACGUGGCGUGGUUGGCCUUCACCGUCUGCAUGUCCGCCGGCGUCUCCACUCUGAACAACUACACCAAGAAGGUGUUGAUGGUGGGACCGAGGCGUAACUCCGGCCUCAACACCUGCAGCUUUAACAUCGUGGGGCUCCUGCCGCCAGCUCCAUACUACACCCCCCCAAACACAGCCAUCACCCUGGCGCAUCCCCCGUCUCCCCCACGGAUCUCCCACCUGUCUCCCUACUAUGAGCCCCCACCGGCAAAGGUACCGCGCUCCAUUCCGAGGCUCACACACUCACAUUCUCUGCCUCUCCCCGACUCUGACGUCUUCCCUCCUCCCCCCUCCCAUCCAGCUCCCGCGUCCCCGCACCACCGCCUGUCCCUUCCCUCUCCGUCCGCUUCACCCACGCCAUCCAUCUCUGUCCACGUGAGGCCUCUGGGACACCAGGAGAACCAGUAUGACUCAGAGGAGGACUACAGCCCACUUUGAACGAGGUUCCCAUCCACGCCGAGGUUCAGGUCAAUGUUUGUGACGGUCUUGUCACGAGUUUUCAUUUUCACUCUGUUCCAGUGAAGAAAUGCAAUAUAGAUGCAGAGAUACGUGCUCCACAGAGCGAUCACGCAACCUAUAAGCUCAAACAUGACAAUGUAGUGAUAGUACGCUAAUCAUUUUGUAAUGUUAUGGCAAUACCAUUUUAGCUCCAAUGCAGUUUCCAGCUCGAGGAGAUAAUACAUGAAUACAGUAAUGUUAUUUCCACAGCAAUAUCCAGGUAAAGAGAUUUACUAUAGCCUACAGUUCACAUGAAAAUAUCUGACAAUUCUAAUGAAUUCUGACUAUAUUAUAAAGUUUAAAGUCACCCUCACACAUUUUCUAAUUAUAACUAGAUGAUUACUUUAGAAAACAUAUGGUUUUGCUCUCAUUUUCAGCCCCACUGUAUUGCACUAUAUGAUGAUAUCAUAUUCAUUUAAAGUACAUCUAUUAUUUCCCAUUUCUUAAACUUAAUGUCUUGCACAUGUGAAUGUAAUAUUACGUUCAAAAAUCUUAAAGCAAAUAAGUUAGAGUCUGUUUUUAAAUGGUUUAAAAUGAAUUAAUGAUACUAAUAAUGAGCAUGAUGAGUAAAGACUCCACUAAUGUGUGUCUCUACUUUGUUAUAUUCAUUCAUGCCGGAGAAGCAACGGGCAAAGAUGAUCAAAGAACGCUGUAAUAUAUAAUAUAAAACAUUAUUGGACAAACUUUUGUAAUCCUUUAUAUUUACUGUAUGCGGAUUCGAUGUGAUCACCAGACUCGGCAAAGGAAAAAGAAAGAAACUGUUGCUUUGUUGACUGGUUAAAAAUCAAGUUUUAAUAUUGUAGAAGUCAUUGUUGUCCAUACUGAGAAUUUAAAAAUAAAAGGGAGGGGGGAUAAAUCAUAAGAAGGAGAACAUAUUUACAUGUAAUAUCAGACUUUAAAUGUCAAAGCAGCUGCCUUUCUGUUUUACACCAGGUUGGAAAAAGAGCUGGUUUGACUGAGCACGUAUGACGGGUACAUCAUCACUGGUUUAUAGUCAUAUGGAAAUCCAUUUUUGAUUAGUCGAUUGACGUUAAAUGAUGAGCUUAUGAGUGCAAAUCAAAAUAUUCACCUGUGAAUGGCGGCGCGGUCGUGUUUUAUUCUGACACA
This is a messenger RNA of Solea senegalensis (Senegalese sole), 3154 nucleotides long. Its product is annotated as germ cell-specific gene 1-like protein. Bases 893 to 1987 code for a protein of 364 amino acids. The record is from RefSeq and is a predicted model, not a curated record. Gene Ontology annotation, cellular component: plasma membrane. The transcript has 7 exons. Lineage: Eukaryota; Metazoa; Chordata; Actinopteri; Pleuronectiformes; Soleidae.